AUGCCUCUGCCUCCGAAAUGGUACCAGUUCCUCGUCGGCGUGUUCGCCUCGCUUGGGUCGUACCUGUUUGGCUACGAUCUAGGUGUGAUCGCCGAAGUCGUCGCCAGCAACACCUUCAUCGAGAAGUUCUCACCCACCGACACAGAGUCAGGCCUGGUCGUCAGCAUGUUCACCACAGGAGCAUUUUUCGGGGCGCUCCUAGCUGGUCCUUGCGGUGAUUAUUUGGGCCGUCGAUGGACCAUUACCGUAGGAGCCCUGAUCUUCUGCCUGGGCGGUGGCCUGCAGACCGGUGCAGAGAACAUCAGCUACCUCUGGUCAGGCCGUUUCCUUGCCGGACUCGGUGUCGGCUUCCUCGUCAUGAUUGUGCCGCUCUACCAGGCCGAACUGGCUCACCCGAGCAUUCGAGGCCGAAUCACAGCCUUGCAGCAGUUCAUGUUGGGUGUGGGUGCCCUCGUGGCCUCGUGGAUCUCUUGGGCGACAUACGUCCAUAUCAAAGACAACAGCGCGCAAUGGCGAGUACCCCUGGGCCUUCAGAUCGUGCCGGCCGUCUUUCUCGGCUUGUUGAUCUUCUUGUUUCCCGAGUCUCCAAGAUGGCUCAUGGACCACGGCAAGCCGGACGAAGCUCUCAAAACCCUCGCGAAGCUGCACGCCCACGGCAACGAGCAGGACCCCUGGGUCAUGGCGGAAUUCGAGCAAGUGCAAGCAUCGAUUGCGUACGAGCAUGAACAUGAAGCCAAAUCCUACCUCGAGCUCUUCCGGUCGAAAUCUGCGUUCCGUCGCCUCUUCCUCUGCUGCGCCCUCCAGGCCAGCAUCCAGAUGACGGGCGUGUCGGCCAUCCAGUACUACUCGGUCACCAUCUACGGGCAGAUCGGCAUCUCGGGCCAAGACACGCUCAAAUACCAGGGCAUCAACAGCAUCAUCGCGCUAGUCGCCCAGUUCUGCACCAUCCUCUUCAUUGAUCGCACCGGCCGCCGCUGGCCCCUGAUCUACGGCAACCUAGGGAACAUGGUGACCUUCAUCAUCGCCACCAUCCUGCUGGCCAAGUUUCCGCCGGGUGUGUCGACGAAUACGGGCGCUCAAUGGGGCUUCAUCGUCAUGACGUGGCUUUACAACUUCAGCUUCAGCUGCACCUGCGGACCGCUCAGUUGGAUCAUCCCGGCCGAAGUGUUUGACACUACCACUAGGAGUAAAGGCGUUUCGAUCGCGACCAUGACGAGCUUUGCCUUCAACACCAUGAUUGGACAAGUCACGCCCAUUGCAAUGAGUAAUAUUGGAUACAAGUUCUACUUCGUGUUCAUCAUCUGCAACUUCACCAACGCCAUCUUCUUCUGGCUACUCCUGCCCGAGACGGCGCGUCGACCUCUCGAGGAGAUGAAUUACCUUUUCAAUUCCGCUCCGUGGAUUGUCGUGGGCACAACCAAGGACAGCUACGCCAGUCAUGACUUGGAGAACAGGGUGAAUGAGAUUGCCCACGAGGUGGAGCUGAAGAGAUCCGGGAGCGUGUUGCACGAGGAGAAAGCUGCGUGA
Cladophialophora carrionii CBS 160.54 is the source of this 1527-nucleotide messenger RNA. RefSeq lists its product as uncharacterized. Gene Ontology annotation, molecular function: carbohydrate:proton symporter activity. Bases 1 to 1527 code for a protein of 508 amino acids. Gene Ontology annotation, cellular component: membrane. Lineage: Eukaryota; Fungi; Ascomycota; Eurotiomycetes; Chaetothyriales; Herpotrichiellaceae. The record is from RefSeq and is a predicted model, not a curated record. The transcript has 3 exons. Gene Ontology annotation, biological process: transmembrane transport; carbohydrate transport.